AUGCUAAUGUUUACUGUUUAUUUCCUCCGCCCUGAUGACUGCUUAGGUGAUGAUGACUUCAGACUGGACGAUGCCCUGGAGGACACUGACAAGAAGCCAACGCCCAAGACCCCGACACCCAAGAAGCCAUCCUCAGGAGACUUUGACCUGGAGGAGGCACUGACUGGCGGUGCUGAUGAGGAUCCCCGGAGGCCAGGAAGCCGGCCCAAGCCUGAUCCGAAGCCACCUGGGCCACCCAGAGACUCAGGAGGAAUCUCUGACCGAGACCUGGAGGAUGCGGCUGGACACGGGGGACGAGGAGGCGGAGCGGGGGACCGCGGUACUGAUGGGGCGGAGUCGGAAGGCCAGCCCCAGGGCCUAAUCCCAGGUGUGGUCGCUGCAGUCCUGGCGGCGCUCGCGGGGGCUGUGUCCAGCUUUGUAGCCUAUCAGAAGCGGCGCCUGUGCUUUCGGGAAGGCGGCUCCGCCCCCGUCUAGGCUGACUGACCUGCGACCCAGUUGACAUCGCCUGGACCCCGGGCCCCGCCCCCCAGGUCCUAGAAUCCACGCGGGUCGCCUGUAGGGGGCAGGGUCGGGCCGGAGGGUGGGCUGGGCCGGGGAUCAGAAUAAACCAGUUCUGCCCCUGA
Molecule: messenger RNA, 623 nt
Organism: Rattus rattus (black rat)
Lineage: Eukaryota; Metazoa; Chordata; Mammalia; Rodentia; Muridae
Product: CD99 antigen-like
Exons: 8
Coding region: 1-474 (157 amino acids)
Biological process (GO): T cell extravasation; positive regulation of neutrophil extravasation; homotypic cell-cell adhesion
Source: RefSeq, a predicted model, not a curated record